AUUAUUAGAGUCUCUAAUUAUUAUAACCCAAAUGCGACCAAGUCAUCGGCCAACUUCAUAUCAUUAUUCUUCCUUAACAGGCCAUAACUCACACAUUAGUUCACAAUAACCAUACCUAUACCAAAGCAUUUCAUUAAUACAGCUACUUUUCAGCCAGCCGAGUUGAUCACUACCACGAGAAAGCCUUCCAAUGGCUGAACUUUCUUUAGUAUUACCGUCAAUCGCGGCGAUGCGACUAGAGCCUCAUCUACCACCCUUGCAGCCAACGUCCUCUCCAGAGGACGUAUCUUCGUCGUCUAAACUACCCUUCGUCACACUAACAUUUGCCACUUCACUUGAUUCAGCGCUAUCCCUCGGGCCGGGUAUUAGAACGGCUCUUUCAGGUCCAAAAUCAAAGGCUAUGACCCAUCAUCUUCGCAGUCGCCACGAUGCCAUCUGUGUUGGGGUCGGGACAGCUAUAGCCGAUGACCCAGGGCUGAACUGUCGUCUCGCGGCUGAUGCUCCGUCCUUGGAGACUUCGCCGACCGGUGAUACAGCUGGCGUCGGCGCUCUCUUAGGACUUGCCUCCAUCUCAACCAAGCAAUCUGUGAUCGAUGAAACUAACAGCGCCAUGACUGCGCGUCAACCUCGGCCCAUAGUUAUCGACCCAAGAUUACGUUGGGAUUUCACUUCCGAGAGCAAAGUGAUGAAGCUGGCUCGGGCAGGCAAAGGCUUGGCUCCAUACAUCAUAACAGCUAUACCUAACCCCCCAGAAGAUAAGAAGAAAUUAUUACAAGAUCAUGGCGGGAAGUUCAUCGUCCUAACCCAACCUCAAAACACUAUAUCUGACGUGGGUCUAAACAAUCGUCGUUUUGAUUGGCGUGCCAUCUUAGCAGCCGUACGGAACGAGGGGCUACAGAGCAUCAUGAUCGAAGGCGGCGGCGAGGUGAUCAACUCACUCCUUUCUAAGGAAAAUUCACAGCUAAUUGACUCGGUUAUAAUAACUAUCGCGCCCACUUGGCUCGGUCAGGGGAGUGUCUUUGUUUCUCCAGCUCGAAGUGUCAAUCCCGACGGUAGCCCGAGCCCUGUAGCUCGGCUUUCAAACAUAACAUACAUGCCCCUUGGAGAAGAUCUAGUCCUAUGUGGAAACUUUGCAUCCCAAGAUUAAUACUUCUGGCUAUGCUAAUGGUCCUCUAUAAAGUUCUGAGUGCAUCGUGCUUGAUGAUCACGUGGCUCCAAAUAUUAUAUCGACACGAUGAGACUUCUCUUCCUGUGAAGUUGUCUCGAAUAUUCUCUGGCGUGAGGUCUUUGAUAUCUUGGGUCCCGAUCUUUCGUAUAUAUUCAUCUAAACUAUAAAAUUAUCAGCGAUGGCCAGGUAUCAAGGA
This is a messenger RNA of Daldinia loculata, 1364 nucleotides long. RefSeq names its product putative riboflavin biosynthesis protein Rib7. The transcript has a single exon. Gene Ontology annotation, biological process: riboflavin biosynthetic process. The record is from RefSeq and is a predicted model, not a curated record. Gene Ontology annotation, molecular function: 5-amino-6-(5-phosphoribosylamino)uracil reductase activity. Bases 191 to 1147 code for a protein of 318 amino acids. NCBI's taxonomy places the organism in Eukaryota, Fungi, Ascomycota, Sordariomycetes, Xylariales, Hypoxylaceae.